Mandrillus leucophaeus (drill) is the source of this 1303-nucleotide messenger RNA. RefSeq names its product ORAI calcium release-activated calcium modulator 1 (gene ORAI1). The record is from RefSeq and is a predicted model, not a curated record. The transcript is spliced from 2 exons. Gene Ontology annotation, biological process: store-operated calcium entry. Gene Ontology annotation, cellular component: membrane. NCBI's taxonomy places the organism in Eukaryota, Metazoa, Chordata, Mammalia, Primates, Cercopithecidae. The coding region runs from base 329 to 925 and encodes 198 amino acids. Gene Ontology annotation, molecular function: store-operated calcium channel activity.
CCUCCGGGAGCCCCGCCGCCGCCGCCCGCCGUCACCUACCCGGACUGGAUCGGCCAGAGUUACUCCGAGGUGAUGAGUCUCAACGAGCACUCCAUGCAGGCGCUGUCCUGGCGCAAGCUCUAUUUGAGCCGCGCCAAGCUCAAAGCCUCCAGCCGGACCUCGGCUCUGCUCUCCGGCUUCGCCAUGGUGAGCUCGGGCCACCUUGCCCUCCCCUUUCUGCUGUCCCGGCUGCUCCCUCCCGCAGCCCCGACGGGGCCCACUGGGGAGCGAGCUGGGCGAGCCGGGCGGGCCGGGGUGAGGGGAAGAGCUGUGAGAAGCCGUCGUGGCGAUGGUGGAGGUGCAGCUGGACGCUGACCACGACUACCCGCCAGGGCUGCUCAUCGCCUUCAGUGCCUGCACCACGGUGCUGGUGGCUGUGCACCUGUUUGCACUCAUGAUCAGUACCUGCAUCCUGCCCAACAUCGAGGCGGUGAGCAACGUGCACAACCUCAACUCGGUCAAGGAGUCCCCCCACGAGCGCAUGCACCGCCACAUCGAGCUGGCCUGGGCCUUCUCCACCGUCAUCGGCACGCUGCUUUUCCUGGCCGAGGUCGUGCUGCUCUGCUGGGUCAAGUUCUUGCCCCUCAAGAAGCAGCCAGGCCAGCCGAGGCCCACCAGCAAGCCCCCCGCCAGUGGUGCAGCCGCCAACGUCAGCACUAGCGGCAUCACCCCGGGCCAGGCAGCCGCCAUCGCCUCGACCACCAUCAUGGUGCCCUUCGGCCUGAUCUUUAUUGUCUUCGCCGUCCACUUCUACCGCUCACUGGUCAGCCAUAAGACGGACCGACAGUUCCAGGAGCUCAACGAGCUGGCGGAGUUUGCUCGCUUACAGGACCAGCUGGACCACAGAGGGGACCACCCCCUGACGCCCGGCAGCCACUAUGCCUAGGCCCAUGUGGUCUGGGCCCUUCCAAUUCUUUAGCCUUACGCCCUUCCCCAUGACCUUGUCCUGCCCCAGCCUCACGGACAGCCUGUGCAAGGGGCUGGGCUUCAGCAAGGGGCAGAGCAUGGAGGGAAGAGGCUUUUUGUAAGAGAAAUUUCUGCACUUUGAAACUGUCCUCUAAGAGAAUAAGCAUUUCCUGUUCUUCCAGCUCCAGGAAGAGCCGGAGGGGGCCAAAGUGGGGCCACACACUCGCUGUGUCCCGUCUCCUCCCCUGUGCCAGUGCCACCUGGGUGCCGCCUCCUGUCCGUCUCAACCUCCCUUCCGUCCAGCGUUGAGUGUGUACAUGUGUGUGUGACACAUAAAUAUACUCAUAAGGACACCUCC